UACAAGAAUACUCAUUCUUUCAACAUGAGUGAGUUUCGGAAGGAACAUCGUCGGAUGAUCGAGGUUAAACGAUCGGAAAUGGCUGCUAAACUACAGCAACACCAAAAGCAAGAAGGUCGAAAUCAAGACACUACAGGAAAUGAAAGCAAACUCAAUCAGAGGACACCGACGGAAGCCGUGAUGUCCGAGCAGCAUUUGGUGGUGCAUCACAAGCACCACUUUGUGAGGGAAAUCAAUUCACACAAUUUUAACCACGUGGUGAUUAACUCCAACAAGACUGUCGUCGUUCACUUCUACUCUGCUCAAUGUGCCUUCUGCAGUGUGCUCUCACAGCAUCUGCUUAUCAUCUCAAGAAUGCUCCGACAUCAGCCGUUACUCGAGUUUGUUCGCAUCGACGGCGACAAGAAUGAUCUCCCAUGGGAAUUCACCAUGGAUGUAUUUCCAUCUUUGAUCAUAUUUCCUAAUCAAAGGAAAUCUGAAAGCCGCGUUUUCUCCCGCAAUCUCUCUAUGACGGUCCCCAACGUGCUCGGGUUCAUCCUUUCCAAUUUGAACCCACCUGAGAGGCUCCACGCUACUGCGCUAAUCUGCAACAAUCUCAAGCCAAAAUCGCCGCCACGGGACGACUGCCUUGGGGUGAUGAAGCGCGAGCUAAGCGACAGUAUUUCGCUCAACCUGCGUCUCUACCGAUUGGCCACGAAGCGCCCCACAAGAGCAGCCCGGAUCCUGCACCGGUUGCAGGCCUUACAGGAACUCUACCUGGCCACGCUGCGCUGUCUGAGCAAUUCCUGUGAUUUUACCCAGCUGAAGAGCAGUGCUCAAGCCAUCCUUACUAUGUGGCAGAUAGCCACGUGAAAACGUGAUUCUAGUGUGCAUUUAGUACGCAUUUCUUUUUCUCACCCAUUCACUCAAAUUACCUGCUUACUAGGAAGAUAUUAUCCUUUUCUUUUUGACUUUCCUGUCUGCCUAAGGCGUAAGAAGCCGUUUUACAACCAACUCAUGUGCUUAUUCAUUGUUUUAUGUUUUGUUACUUAUAUUUUUGGAUAUUUUUCACUUUUUAAGAGUUAUUCGGCAAACCGUUAGUUUAACUCAUUUGAAAUUUUCAGUGCAAUUAAAAAGCAUUGCUAAAACUACGUGUUUAAGCCAAAUCAAACAAACCAGCACGUAACCAAACUGUCAACGGUAUCGAGAUCUCGUUGUAGAUAUUUUUAACUCGACAGUAAAGUUAUUAUUGCUAACAAAACAAAAAAAAAGUUCUAUAUUCUAGAAUACUAUUACUGUAACAGAAGUGAAAGUUGGAAAACUAUUAGGUAAAAUAUGAAAUGAUAAUUAAAUACAGUUUAGGAAAAACAAAGAGUGAAAAGCAAGAAAACGGUAUGCUAUAGACAUUUUUUAAACAAACACUACUAGCGUUGUAAAUAUUAUUCGUAUAGCAUCAAAUUGGGAAGAACGGUGUCGAAACGAUACCGAGAAAAUGGAAAAGUAAGAAUAGGAUACAGUGUAGAGAAUUACGGUUAUUUAAAUAUAACAAAAUUAUUGAAGUUUUGUAAUUCACAAACUAAAUGCAAUCGAUGAUAUAUCACCUUAAUAUAUUUUGUUUAUAACCAUAAA
Molecule: messenger RNA, 1608 nt
Organism: Armigeres subalbatus
Lineage: Eukaryota; Metazoa; Arthropoda; Insecta; Diptera; Culicidae
Exons: 4
Coding region: 25-852 (275 amino acids)
Source: RefSeq, a predicted model, not a curated record